This is a messenger RNA of Plasmopara halstedii, 1059 nucleotides long. RefSeq names its product early-phytochrome-responsive1 family protein. The transcript has a single exon. The record is from RefSeq and is a predicted model, not a curated record. NCBI's taxonomy places the organism in Eukaryota, Oomycota, Peronosporomycetes, Peronosporales, Peronosporaceae. The coding region runs from base 1 to 1059 and encodes 352 amino acids. Gene Ontology annotation, molecular function: DNA binding.
AUGACUGAGUACAAGCACCUGGCAAAUGGGCCAAGUAAUACUAUGAAUGAAACAUAUCAUUCCCAAUAUGAACCUCAACUUUCGCACUAUCCUGUACGUUUUCAAGAGCUUCCACGUCUUCAAGUGCCUCCAUUUGCACUUACUCACCAAUCUCAAGUAUGGAAAUUACCACAAGAACAAUCAAGUUUACGUAUGAGUGUUUCGAAUCUUCUUUCUGGUACUUUUCGACGUGGAACACCAUUAUUAACACCUCCAUCUCUUCCAUCUCCACCUCCUCCUACUCCUACACCACGUCGAUUACCAAGUUUUGCUGAUAUUCUCGCACGUACGAAUCUUUUACAUCUUAUGGGUCGUUCAACUUCAUCUUCAGUUGUUGUAUCGGAAGAGAAACAAGUUGUUACUUCGAUAUAUCCAUGUCAUCAACCAUUGGAACAUUGUUAUCCAACGUAUCAUCCUCCACAUCAUGAUACAUCAAUGAAGAAUCUCGAAACAUUAUCAACAAUGAGUGAUGAUCUACCACCUGCAUCUCCUAUCAGUCAAACAAGUGAUACAAAUAAACGACGUGAACGAUGGACUGAAGAAGAACAUGCUCGUUUUAUGGAAGGUUUAAAUCGAUAUGGUCGAAAGUGGAAGAAAAUUCAAACGUUUGUCAAGACAAAAACAGCAGUACAAGUUCGUACACAUGCUUAUGGGUAUUUUGCCAAGUUAUUACGAAACAUGCCUGAAGAUGAUGCAAUUUGGGAACUUGCGGAAGAAAUGAGUUCAUUACCUGGUGCUGUAUUGAAAGGUCCUGGUAAUGGAAAACGUCGUAAUGAACCAAAAACGGAUGAAGCAGGUAUGGAAGUCUUACGUCGUUUUGUGUUUUCCAAGAAAAAAAAUGAAGACAAGAAAUUGAUUCCAACUACGUGUGAAGAUACAAGUGAAGAAUGUGAAAAUGUGGAAAUGAUCGAGUCGACGUCUUCAAAUGGACAUUUUCCAACGUCAUGGAGUUCGACACAUGAAUGGAAAGCUCAUGAUUCGGACGCAUUGUUGGAGAUUAAGCGUCAGCGUUUGAAUUAG